This is a messenger RNA of Theobroma cacao (cacao), 1540 nucleotides long. RefSeq names its product glycerophosphocholine acyltransferase 1. Gene Ontology annotation, biological process: phosphatidylcholine biosynthetic process. NCBI's taxonomy places the organism in Eukaryota, Viridiplantae, Streptophyta, Magnoliopsida, Malvales, Malvaceae. The record is from RefSeq and is a predicted model, not a curated record.
UGUGUCUCCUUGUACAUGUAUUCACACAAAGGCCACCACCUUUCUCUCUUCGUCUUUCUUCUUCUGUCAUUGGAAUUUCAUUUCAAUUAGCAACAAAAAAAAAGCAAGAAAUGUCGAGCAGCGACGAAGUCGUUGAGGACAUGAAUGUCGAUGGGGAUUCAUCUGGGACGCUGAAGCUGAGGUUCAAGGAUCGAUCCGAGAAAGUGGCGAAAACGAAGGAGAUGUUGUCUAAACAAGCGGUUCAAACGAAGGAGAUGUUGUCGAAACAGGCUGUUAAGAUCGCUAAACAAGCUGAAGAACACGAACGGUUUAUUAACAAGGUGACACAUCUUUUGGGGGUUCUCGGGUUUGGAGGGUUUUGCUUUCUCUUGGGAGCAAGACCACAAGAUAUUCCUUAUGUAUAUUGUGUGUUCUAUGUCACCUUUGUUCCUCUUCGGUGGAUAUACUACCGCUUCAAGAAAUGGCAUUACUAUCUUCUGGAUUUCUGCUAUUAUGCCAACACCAUCUUCUUGGUUGACCUUCUUCUGUACCCAAGGAAUGAAAAGUUUUUCAUGGUUUGCUUCUCAUUUGCCGAGGGGCCACUAGCAUGGGCACUGAUUGUUUGGCGCUGUAGCUUGGUUUUUAGUUCUGUUGACAAAAUUAUUAGUGUCCUUAUACAUCUUUUACCUGGAAUAGUUUUUUUCACAAUUCGAUGGUGGAAUCCUGCAACCUUUGAAGCCAUGCAUCCUGAAGGAACCACUCACCGAGCUUCAUGGCCUUAUGUAGGAGACAAAUCUUACCUAUGGACUUGGCUGUUUGGUGUUCCUUUAGUAGCUUACACCCUCUGGCAAGUUCUUUAUUUCCUCAUUGUCAAUGUGCUACGUCGCCAGAGGUUGUUAAGAGACCCUGAAGUCAUGACUUCUUACAGGGAACUUUCUAAGAAGGCCCAGAAAGCAAACAACAUAUGGUGGCGCCUAAGUGGCUUGCUUGGGGAUCAAAACCGUAUGUUAAUGUACAUUUUACUUCAAGCCAUAUUUACUGUGGCAACCAUGGCACUCACGGUCCCUAUCUUCCUGUCAUACAAAUUCCAUGUGAUUUUCCAAAUACUCAAGGUUUCUGCCUCUGUAUGGAAUGGAGGAAGCUUUCUACUAGAAGUGAUGCCUAGACAGGUAAUUGUGAAGGAGAAAAAGAAGAUGCAGCCAGUAUUGAAAAGUCAACAAGAUCAACCCUCAGCUUCAAUGGAGAAUGCAAUGACAGAGAACGAGUACUCUGAGAUACACCAAUCCUAGUAGCUGUGCAUGAAUAGUUGUAUAAAAAGUCAUGGCAAAUUGCUCAUUCUUCCCAACAGUUGAUUGUAUGUGAGGACAGCAUGGAUAGUCUGUGUUUGUGUUACAGCCCAAGGACACAACAGUGAUUGGUUUUCCUAGACAGACAGUCCUAACAUGUAGUUUUUGAUUGAGAAUCUGUAAUAAUUUUAUCAACUAUCCUGAAACCGAAUUUUGUAGAAUUGAAUUCAAAAUUUAGUGGUUGUAAAUAUAGUAUUGAAGAGUUGAAGUGUCAA